Trypanosoma cruzi is the source of this 648-nucleotide messenger RNA. RefSeq lists its product as uncharacterized. Lineage: Eukaryota; Euglenozoa; Kinetoplastea; Trypanosomatida; Trypanosomatidae. The transcript has a single exon. The record is from RefSeq and is a predicted model, not a curated record. The coding region runs from base 1 to 648 and encodes 215 amino acids.
AUGGCAUCGGAUGACCUCGCGGACGAGAAAAAUGCUCUCCGCACGAGGGUUUCGGUGUUGGAGCAAGAGCUCAGGCAACGCACUGCUGAUUGCACCAAGUUGCGUGAUGAAUUACGAGCGUUUGAAGAGCUAAAAAAGAAGAAUGAAUCCCAACGGGAGCUUAUUUUAGCAUUGCGUGGCGAGUUGGACUUUCUUCGGGCGGCUCAUUUGUCGGCAGUGGAGGCUCUUGAAAAGAAAAAGAAGGAAGACCGUGACAGGGAGCACCGUGAGAGCAUCCAGAGCAUAAACGCCCGACUUGGCGCAGAUGCGUCGCCAAAAAAUGGCUCGCCGAAAGCCUCUGCACCGAAACUCGGUGCCGCUGGUGGUCUUGUGCCGACAAGCAGUGGUCCGCAGGUGCUUCUUAAAAGCUCCAAUAUUUCUUCUUUGGGGUUCGCUCCUGUUCGACGACCGGUGGAUUUUCUGGGUGGUCAGCAGAAUUCACUGCAGCAGUGUGGGACGGCUGGGAGUGGACAUGGUGACGAAGAUGAGGCAGCUCGGCUCAUGGAGAUGGUACACGACGAGGCGCUGCUGAACGUUAAGUAUGCUGAAGUUGCUGAUCAAGAAGAAAAGGAACUUCGUGAACGGUUUGAAGCACUACGACGCCGGUAG